AUGACAGUAGACCAAGUUGUAGUUGAACCAGCGAGUACAGAAGAAUCGAUUCUUGAAGAAGAUUUGCACUCAGAAGAGACUUUAGAAAAGCAGAUUCUCACAUUCCCCAUCUACCAAAGCUACAUCGACUUGUAUCAAAAGUUCACGUCAACAAACACAAAGACUCUUGACAUUGUUGAACGAAUCUAUCCCAACCUCACUGGAGCUACAUUGUCGGGACCGCAUAAAAUUGCAUACCGGUCGCAAACUUUAUAUUUCAUUGACGAUUACCAUUUUCAAUACAAUGAAAUUACUGAUCCAGAUGAUCGUGACAACUACUCUAUUUCAUUUUUGCAACUAGGUGAUGCCUUAUCUGGACACAAGGGGAUCGUACAUGGAGGCUUAUUGGCUACCUUGCUUGACGAGUUGACUUGUCGUGUGGGAUUUCUAAACUUUGAAAGCAAGCGAGGUGUUACCGCUAACUUGAAUGUGAACUACAAGAAGCCAACAAAAGUUGACUCAUGGGUCUGCAUCAAAUGCACUGUGCUUAAGAAAACUGGGAGAAAGUGUUGGGUUAAAGGCGAUGUCUAUUUGAUUGACGAGACAAAGAAAGCAUUAGAAGAUUGUGAGUUGUUGACUUCGUGCGAGGUAUUAAUUGUUGAGCCGAAAUGGGUCGACCAGUUGAAGCAUUGA
Lodderomyces margitis is the source of this 672-nucleotide messenger RNA. RefSeq lists its product as uncharacterized. The record is from RefSeq and is a predicted model, not a curated record. The transcript has a single exon. Lineage: Eukaryota; Fungi; Ascomycota; Pichiomycetes; Serinales; Debaryomycetaceae. Bases 1 to 672 code for a protein of 223 amino acids.